UGUGCUUGGUUGUGCUAAAGUUAUUGUAUUUUUAAAUUUAAUAAAAAAUAAUUUAAGAGAUUGAUUGCGACGUUUAUAUUUAAAACAUUAUUUCGUAAUAAGUUUAUCAAAGAAGUAAUUUGCAGACAAAAAAGUAGUGCAAGAUUUUUCCAUCGUUUCAGAUAUGAAGAUGAUAGCGAGUCUACAUGAAAUCAAAGAACUCGAUAAACCUAACAUCCACAUACGAGAUAAGGAUGCAUUACUGACGAAAAUAAAUCAAAUUAUACGUGAUGGCCACGAGAAACUACAAAUAGUUACAGAUUUUGAUCAUACAUUAACGAGACACAAUAUGGACAAUGGAAAGACAGUACUGACUAGCUUUGGUAUGUUCAGAGAAUGUCCCUCCGUACCCCAAGAGUAUAAGGACGAGGAACUAAGGCUUGCUGACAUUUACAAGCCUAUUGAAGUUGACCCUACAAUGAGUAUUGAGGACAAAACUAAACAUAUGGUUGCCUGGUACUUGGCCGCUCACAAGCUACUCAAAGGUGUUAAAUUUCCGAGAAAUGAACUCAUUGAAGUGAGUCAAAAAAUGAUAGACUGCUUUCGGAUUGGUGUAGAGGAUUUGAUAUUGUGGAGUGAGAAACAGCAGGUUCCCGUAUUGGUGUUUUCAGCGGGGCUCGGCGAGUGUGUUGUAGCGGCACUUAAUGCCGCGAAUUUUCUGCUACCUCAUGUUAAAGUAGUGUCUAACUUUCUGGCAUUGGACGAAAACGAGUCAGUUAUCGGAAUAAAGGGUGACGUGAUACACACGUACAACAAGAAUGAAGCGGCCAUCAAGGACACGGAGUAUUACGAAAUGGUCAAAGAGCGGAACAACGUGCUCCUUUUGGGGGAUAACAUCGGGGAUGCGGGGAUGGCCGAGGGGAUGGAGCACUGUGACGUCAUCGUCAAAAUAGGCUUCCUAGGCCGCAACACGGAGGCGAACCUACAGAACUAUACCAACAAAUUCGAUAUAGUUCUGGUGAAUGAACACACUGUCGACGUAGCUAAUGCUAUAUUGAAACUGGUGCUGUGAGCAUCUACUAGGUUAUUUUUCUAGAAGUUUUUGCAUAGACCGUUAAUUAGUUUAUUUAUGGAUUUAUUGGUCGUCACUGGUAGAGUACGUUUACUCAGCGGUGCGGAGCAUGACGUGCAGAAUAGGUCGGUCAAAUUAUUGGCAUGUGGCGUGAUAAAAUCAUAGUCACUCUUCAUUGAUCUAAUUGGCCUAUUUCCCUUUUUGAAUAAACACAUAUAGAUCUUUCUUUCUUCCUUCAAAUGACCCAUUCUGCUCCGGUUUAGCAGAAAUACUGCCCUAAAUCGUUUUACCAUAGAAUACAGUUUGUCUCUGGCUAACAUUCAAAUUGUCUAUGCUACUCCAAUCUACUUUUAAAUAUUAUGUAUGUUGUAUAUAUAUAUAUAUAUUAUCUAUGUAUUUGUAUCUAUACAUUUUGGUAUUUAUGUAUUUAAAAAAAUGAUAAAAUUUAUUUUUAAUACUUAUGCAAAAUUAUUGUGCUGUGUAAGUGUGUAUGCCAGUGACGACCUUUAUAUUGCGAUGUUGUUGGAUUUAAUCUUAUUUUACUCAAGUUGAGUAAAAAUAACUUGUUGAUAUUGUUUUUAUUUUUAUUCGCUCAGUUCAUAAUAAUAAUUAAUCUAAGAGUGUUGCUAAUGUAUUAUUGAUAUACAUGUCUUGCAUAAAUUAUUAAUUAAGCCCUACCUAUUUUCUUUUGAAACGAAAUAGGCACCAAAUAUAAUUACUAUUCAACAUUCGAAUACGUCUUCCAGAGUCCACCCAUAAAUAAAAUAUUUUCUGUUUUAAAAAUAAAUAAAAAUACAGGUUUUUAGUUUUCGAUAUUGAAAUUUAAUCUUCGUAUGGAGGAAUUUGAUUUCGAACGUAGCUAUCGGAAAUUAUAAAAGCGAUACAGUUAAUUAAAGCGAUUUUUGCAAGACUUGUAACAUUAAAAACAUGGGUAGAUACUAAAAGUAGCAAUACAAUUCAUAAUAUGAUUUUUUUUGUAUAAAAGAGAAGAACAAAGUUCUGAUUUAUUUAUAAUACUUAUUUGUUUUUGUAUGCUAAUGUUAGAUAUAUGUACCUAGUUUAAACAAUCUGCUCAAAAAUAUUGCUUGAAGAAUCUCCGCUACUCAUUAAUUAUAUCAAAAGACGUAUAAGCAAACUUAAAAAAAAGAAAAGUCUACAUGUCUUUUUGAAAAUAAUACCUUGCUACAAUGUUUUGAAAAGACAAGGCCGACCCAAUUAUCUAUUUGUUUCGUUUUUUUUUCUUAAAUCCUGCCAGCUUGCAUUGCUGGUUUGCAUUAAAUAUUUUAUUGGGUAAAUGAAUUUAAAGUUCCAUGAAAUUGUUGUUUAUUUUGGUUGUACUUAUAGAGUUUCUUAAUUAAAUACUGAGAGUUUUAUAAUUAUUUUUUUUAUUAAUUUGAACGCGCUGGCAUAAUAGGUUUAUUGGGCAAAUGAAUGUGAAAUUGCGUGGUCUUUUAUUUUUUAUAUGCACUAGGUGUGAAAACGUCGCAACCAAGUUUGAGGAGUUAAAUAAAACAAAUUCUUUAAUGAAAUUAAAUAUUUUGUUAUUAUUAUUAUAAAACAACACGUAUGAAUAUAAAUGUAUUUUCUAGUCACCACUGUGCUUGUUUUUGUGUACUCUACAUAUCUCUAUAUCAUAAGGUGCAUCCGUUAGGCUGAGACUACACUAAACCGCGACUCGCAACGCGACUGUAAGAGCGACUAUGAAAACUGAAGCUAAAGUAAAUUUUCGUUUACUUUAGCUUCAGUUUUCUUAGUGUCUCCUUAUACUAGUUUAGAUAAGCUAGGUAGCUUAGCUAGCUUCAUUUAGUGGGUAAAUAUGAAGUAUUGAGUUUGAAGCGAGUAAUUCACUUGCAAUCUCCGUUGUGAAAUAUAAUGCGGUUUCCAUCGACGAUUCGUAGCAAUGGAUAUAGGUUAUGAAAGUCGCAGUGUUGCCAUUACUAUGAAUUUAAGUUUAAUCGCUUGCGUCAGCUAGUAGCGGCAUAAUGUAUGUGUCCUCUUGGCCUUACAUCGCAUCUAAUCAUUUUAAGUAUUAGUUUAACCGAUCAAUUGUUAUUUAUACAAUUGUAUUUUAUGAAAUUGUCGUAUAUGUUAAACUAUUAUUAUGGAUUACUCGGGUGUCAAAAUUCGGAGUAACGAUUUUUACAAGGCAGAGUGGACUUUCGGGUACUUCAGAUCUUGGGGAUUAUAUUGAAAUUGAUAAUGCGGAUGACGGAUGCACCUUCUCUUUGUCUUAGAAAACCGGCAAAAUCUAUCACUUAAUUAUUUAUUAAUCAAUUGCGUUUCUAUAAAUUUUAAAAAGAGCAAUAAACUGGAAGAUCUAUUAAUAGCGACUACAGUUCCCGCCACGAAAGUUGAAUCUGCACAGUUCGACUUCGAAGUCUCGAGUCAAAAGCGCCAUCUCGGUACAGUACUGGAAAACAGUAUUUUUACUAGAUAGCGAUCUCUCGAUUUCAUACAAAUCGUAGUAAACUUUCACGCGAUCGAACAGGUAAACGUUGAAAAUCUCGCACGAAGCAAGCUGAGGCUGAGCUGAGCGUGUUUAGUGAAGCAAACGCAACGUCACAGAACACUGCGCAGUGACCGAACGCGUUUUCAACUUUCGUGGCGUGUAUUGUACAACCACUUAACAAAAUAACUUGUCUGAUUUCAGAUAAUCGCGCAAUACACUUUCAAAUUCAAAUUGCGAAUGGUAACAUGAAUAAAUAUAUCGUCGCUUAGCUAACUCUGUAACAUAUAAGAGAUACAUUUUGAGAUACUUUUAACAGUUUUAGAUAUUACCGUUUUGUUAGCCACGGCGAUCAUAAAACCUUACCUUAUCCGUUGACAGGACUAGUCUAGUUAUUUUAAAAUACUGUUUGAAUACACGCUCCUAAUAAUACCCAACGGUAGCUAAAUCAUAUGUUUCGAACACUGACAGUAUACUUUGUUAUUCAUACAUUUUAAUGCCUAAAAUAUUACUUUAAAAUGUCUGGUUAAAAAACAAUUGAAAGAAAUGCAUUGUAUCAACUACAGUUUAGU
Pararge aegeria (speckled wood butterfly) is the source of this 4069-nucleotide messenger RNA. RefSeq names its product 7-methylguanosine phosphate-specific 5'-nucleotidase (gene cN-IIIB). The transcript is spliced from 6 exons. Gene Ontology annotation, cellular component: cytoplasm. Bases 164 to 1051 code for a protein of 295 amino acids. The record is from RefSeq and is a predicted model, not a curated record. Gene Ontology annotation, molecular function: 5'-nucleotidase activity; magnesium ion binding. NCBI's taxonomy places the organism in Eukaryota, Metazoa, Arthropoda, Insecta, Lepidoptera, Nymphalidae.